AUGGGGUCUCCUCGUCUCGCACAAGGCUACAAUGCGUACACCAGGAAUUCUGUGAGCUGCACCAAAAGCAUCAGGCGAAGAAGGCUGCCGAGACCACAAACUCCAUAUGUUACGACACAUGCAUCAUGGGUAGUCAUGAUUGACAUCUCCGCUGCGUACCUGAUACGAGAGGAGAUCGCAGCGAAGUCCGAAUACACCUUCCGCCUCAACAUCGGAAGAAUCGUCGAGCUCAGUCGAUCGCGUCUAGAAGACUCUAAGAGUUCCACUCGUACGUCCUGGGCCUUUAUAGACUGGCACCAUACGGGAGAGUUGCUCGUCAUCGUGCGCGGGGAGCAUUGUGGGCUGUAG
Sphaerulina musiva SO2202 is the source of this 348-nucleotide messenger RNA. RefSeq lists its product as uncharacterized. The transcript has a single exon. Bases 1 to 348 code for a protein of 115 amino acids. The record is from RefSeq and is a predicted model, not a curated record. NCBI's taxonomy places the organism in Eukaryota, Fungi, Ascomycota, Dothideomycetes, Mycosphaerellales, Mycosphaerellaceae.